Molecule: messenger RNA, 723 nt
Organism: Fusarium redolens
Lineage: Eukaryota; Fungi; Ascomycota; Sordariomycetes; Hypocreales; Nectriaceae
Exons: 1
Coding region: 1-723 (240 amino acids)
Source: RefSeq, a predicted model, not a curated record
AUGAUAUUUCCUGCCUUCGUUGCAAAUCUUGAGGACAUAUACAAUACCAGCAGCUCUUCAAGUUCAGCGGGCCCAUCCGAAAUCUCAGACCAAGUCGUUGAGAUAGGGUUCCCUCAGAUUAUGCAACUGACCUGGACUCCAUCACCCUCUACAAUGGCCCUGUUUAUCUCUGAAACAGGCUCUUAUACACUCUAUGCAGCCUGUAUGCCUCGAGGUUGGCAAGGACCGACUUAUCUCUUCCCUGGGUCCAGCGUUGCUGGAGACCCCAUAUCGUCUGCAAUCAGAUCCGGCGACGGUUUCAUCUUUCAACUCCCUGGAAUACCCAGUUGCAACACUCCUUCCAACCAAGUCACUAUGACAUAUCAUCGUUCACGGUCAAAUCCUCGAUACAGUUUCUCGAUGAGGGUUGAGCAUGGUGGAGGUCGUAGAACAGAGUCCUUUGAGUGGCGUGUCUCAGCAGAAGCUCAGAGCAGCACUUACAGCUUGGUUUGGGAGCUUGUAUCACUGGGCCGCACGAGCAAGUCAGGCUCACACCGCUCUCGAAGCUCCGAAGUUGUUGCAAUGAUACACGAAGACAAUGUUUCGUCAGUAUCAGUAUCUGUCCAAAGGUCGGGAGGGUUUCAGUUUCUAGGCAGAGCAACUACGGGCUCCAUGGGAUAUCACUGGACUGUUAUGGCUCUGAUGAGUAGCAUAGCAAUUUUGCAGGAUACCAGUCGGGAGUAA